AUGUGCGACAGAAGUUUUGACGCAGCUGUGAAGAGAAGCGUUUUGGUCCAGUCUCAGUUUGAUGGGCGUGAGUGGUGCUGCACCCUACAGGAGGAGGUGGAAGCCUUCAUGCGAGUUGGUCAUUCAAAGAGAAGAGCGUCUGCGGCAUGUGGUCCGCACAAGAAGAUCCCCUCCCACACAUGUCCCUCACUCAUGUCCAACAAGAAGAAGGACUCACAGAAGGAGACCAGGGGCCCCCGUGGAGAAGGAGACCAGGGGCCCCGUGGAGAAAGGAGAACCAGGGGGGCCCCGUGGAGAAGGAGACCAGGGGCCCCGUGGAGAAGGAGACCAGGGGCCCCGUGGAGAAGGAGACCAGGGGCGCCCGUGGAGAAGAGACAAGGGCCCCGUGCAAAGGAGACCAGGGGCCCCAAGGAGGAGAGGAAGGAGGUCCACAGCUUGUGCCCAGAAGAAGGACCAGGGCUUAGCCAGACCAGAACCAAGCCAAGGCACUCAGAAGGGCACAAAGCCGUGAGAGCGGCCCCCAACGAACAAGCAGAGCAGAGGCCUGUGAGGGAAGAGACUGAGAAGACGACGAUCACUAGAAGCAACCCUUAG
Messenger RNA from Knipowitschia caucasica, 594 nucleotides. NCBI's taxonomy places the organism in Eukaryota, Metazoa, Chordata, Actinopteri, Gobiiformes, Gobiidae. The record is from the annotation of a GenBank genome assembly.